This is a messenger RNA of Onychostruthus taczanowskii (white-rumped snowfinch), 1909 nucleotides long. RefSeq names its product STE20 related adaptor beta (gene STRADB). Gene Ontology annotation, biological process: protein phosphorylation. Bases 184 to 1434 code for a protein of 416 amino acids. The record is from RefSeq and is a predicted model, not a curated record. NCBI's taxonomy places the organism in Eukaryota, Metazoa, Chordata, Aves, Passeriformes, Passeridae. The transcript is spliced from 12 exons. Gene Ontology annotation, molecular function: ATP binding; protein kinase activity; protein serine/threonine kinase activator activity.
UGCCCCGCUGAGCAGCCGGACGAGCCGGGGAGAGGGAGCGGCGCCCACCGAGCUCGGGAGGCGGCUGCGGGGAGCGGAGCUCUAUCCCGGCCGCCGCGGGAGGCCAGAGGGAGACGGGGGCCCAGCGAGGAAGGCGAGGAUAAAUGGGUGUGUAUGACUUUUCCCUUGCUCUAAAGCGGUUCCAUGUCUUGUUUGGACUGCUCCUGUAUUCUGCGUACACCAGUUGAAUCAAUCAGACCAGAAGAGCUAUCUCAGAGCAGCAUCCAUGAAUGCCUGGCGGAUUCUGAUCUAGCCUGGAUUCCCCCAUCUACAGGAAAGAAUGAAAUGGUAUUUUGCUCUUCUAAUGUCUCUCAUUAUGAACUCCAGCUGGAAAUAGGAAGGAGGUUCAACAAUUUAACUUCAGUCUACCUUGCACGGCAUACACCUACAGACAGGCAAGUUGCUGUAAGGAUCACAGACCUUGAAAAUUGCUCUGAAGAGCACUUGAAAGCCUUACAGAAUGAGGUGGUUUUAUCACACUUUUUCCAGCAUCCCAACAUAAUGACAUUUUGGACAGUGUUUACAGCUGGAAGCUGGCUUUGGGUCAUCUCCCCAUUCAUGGCCUAUGGUUCAGCCAGACACCUGCUGAAGACUUACUUUCCUGAAGGAAUGAGUGAAGCUUUGAUAGGGAACAUUCUGUUUGGUGCAAUCAGAGGAUUAAAUUACAUGCACCAGAAUGGAUAUAUUCACAGGAAUAUUAAAGCUAGCCACAUUCUGAUUUCAGAGGAUGGGCUGGUUUCUCUCUCUGGCCUAAACAACCUCUACAGUUUAGUUAGCAAUGGACAGAAGGCAAAGGUGGUGUAUGAUUUCCCCCCAUUUAGUACAUCUGUGCUUCCUUGGCUGAGUCCUGAACUACUGAGACAGGAUUUGUCUGGCUAUAACAUGAAGUCUGACAUAUACAGUGUGGGAAUUACAGCAUGUGAAUUAGCCAAUGGACAUGUUCCAUUUCAAGAUAUGCCUCGCACUCAGAUGCUGCUGCAAAAGCUGAAAGGUCCCACCUCCUGUCAUUGGGAUAUAAAUACCUUUCCCCGGGGGGAAUCCAGGAUGAAGAAUUCCCGAUCAGGUGUUGAUUCUGGAAUUGGUGAGAGCAUGACACGCACAAUGACCAGUGAAAGACUUCAAAUGCCCUUUUCAAAAACAUUUUCACCUGCUUUCCACAACUUGGUAGAACUUUGCUUGCAACAGGACCCUGAGAAAAGGCCAUCAGCAAGCAGUUUGCUUUCGCAUACGUUCUUCAAACAGAUAAAGGAACAAACACAGAAUUCACUACUGUCCCUAUUACCACCUCCUAUUCAAAAUAACAGAUCAGAGUUCUUGGCACUGCCCUCAACAGCAGUUGGGACUGAACUUGGACGUAUCGCUACAAAUCAAGAUGAUACAGACUGGGAAUUCUAAAUAAAUACCAAUGAUACCUCUCCAGUGUUUCAGAGAAGGAAAAUGUGAUUUGUAUUUGCUGCUUUUAUAUGAUUAAAAUACAGUUAGACCAAAUAUACUUGAAAUGCCAUGAAGUGGCUGUAAUUCAUUACCUUCCUCUUGGCAUCACAAAAUGUAGCGUGCCUCACUCUCUGACUGUAAGGAAAACUGUAAGGUGUAUAAAGAAUGGCUGAGUGCUCACCUCUCUCUUUCAAAGCCUUCCUUAAGGAGAGAGUCUCUGCUGUAAUCUUACUCUGUACUGUAUUAUCAGCUCAUAGUGCUGCAGUCCACAUGCCUUUCUGAAUUCAGGCCUGGGGUUUGGCUGUGAUCUUACCUAAACAUCUUUUUGUCUUUUCAUUAUGACCCAAAUCAUUUUAGUAAGGAGAAAUCCUUAAGUUGAAAUGUGAAACUGCACAGAUUACUUGCUUAUGUAAAUAAAUGUUUCUCUCUCAAAAGA